This is a messenger RNA of Scleropages formosus (Asian bonytongue), 1540 nucleotides long. RefSeq names its product SET domain and mariner transposase fusion gene (gene setmar). The transcript has 3 exons. Gene Ontology annotation, cellular component: nucleus. The coding region runs from base 78 to 998 and encodes 306 amino acids. The record is from RefSeq and is a predicted model, not a curated record. Lineage: Eukaryota; Metazoa; Chordata; Actinopteri; Osteoglossiformes; Osteoglossidae. Gene Ontology annotation, molecular function: histone methyltransferase activity; zinc ion binding; protein binding.
UUAAUAUUCCUGUGGGUUUCGAAGAGCGUUUGCGAGCGGAGUGAAAGAUUAUUCUUUGCGCAGAAAAAGGGGAAACUAUGAGCUUUAUUACAGGGUUAGACUUGUGCAACGGUAUGGAGAACCUUCCCGUUCUCACCGAAAGCGAUGUUAGCAACGGCGAGUCGCCUGUCGCCGCGUUUCAGUACACUCCAGAGAACAUCCCCGGACCGGGCUGCACGCACCACCCGAGCGAGAUGACCUUACCUGGAUGUGACUGUCGUUCCGCCUCCUGCCAGCAGGGGAGCUGUUCCUGCCUGCAGGCCUACGGGCAGGCGUACGACAGCGAUGGGCGCCUGCGGGACCGCGGCACGGAGCAGGGAGACUACAGCAGGCCUGUGUUCGAAUGCAACGCCCUGUGCGGGUGCAGCGAGACCUGUUCCAACCGGGUGGUGCAGCGGGGCCUCAGGUUUCACCUGUCCGUGUUUCCCACCCAGGGUAAGGGCUGGGGGGUCCGCACGCUGGAGCCCAUUCCCCGGGGGAGCUUUGUGUGCGAGUACGCUGGGGAAGUGCUCGGGUACGAGGAGGCCUGCCGGAGGCAGAGGGCUCAGGGACCUGGGGACAUGAACUACAUCAUAGCGGUGCGGGAGCACGCCGGGCCGGACAGGGUCAGCGAGACCUUCGUGGACCCAGCUGCCAUGGGGAACGUGGGCCGCUUCCUGAACCAUUCCUGCCAACCGAACCUGUCCAUGGUGCCGGUGCGUGUUCACUCGCUGGUUCCCAGGCUGGCCCUGUUCGCUCUACGCGACGUCGCCGCUGGCGAGGAGCUCACCUUCGACUACUCGGGGGCUCACGGCAGCACAGCGAUGAAGGGGCCAAAGCCUUCUUCAGGCCCCGUCGCCAUUGAGUCGUCGUGCAGCACGGGAGGUGCGGGAGCCCUGAAACGGAAACCCUGCCAGUGCGGGACCCAGAACUGCAGCCUCUUCCUCCCCUUGGAUAUUUCUGUCAUCAACACAAGUUAGAGCUGCACAUGUGCUCGGUGUCUUCUCGUUACUUCACCUCUUUAAUUCUGGUGUUUCACGCCGCUCUCCUUGUGGGAUUAACAUGAGCGCGACGACCCAGUCCUCCACGGACAGGAAGCGUCUGUCCUCGUCUGCUCCACCUCAUCCUGAGGCCCUUCCUUGUUGCCCUCUGCCGAAGGACACUCAGUUACUCCCUGUAGGUAGCAGUAAGCAGCUGUGCCCUUCCAGAAUGUGUUGGCCAUUAGAUUGUGCCUUCAUCCCAGUCCAGACCCCCUCCGAGACGUCCCCAGUAAUGUAGAGCAGCCACCCCUCCUUGUCCCUGAAGAGACGGCGCUUCUGACACUCUGGUCCUCUCUUUGACAAGUGGCGUCUGCGCUGAGCCCAUGUAGGUCAGCUGUGCCGGACGGCACGAGUAGCUCAGAGGUCGGGGAUGCAGGAGCCGUCGAUCGCAUAGAGAAUGACGGAACGAGCCCUAACCGGGCGUCGGUGUAGAGCCCGCAAACCUGCGGGCUGUACACCGACACCCAGUUAGUCUUGUUGUG